Messenger RNA from Botrytis porri, 393 nucleotides. RefSeq lists its product as uncharacterized. The coding region runs from base 1 to 393 and encodes 130 amino acids. Lineage: Eukaryota; Fungi; Ascomycota; Leotiomycetes; Helotiales; Sclerotiniaceae. The record is from RefSeq and is a predicted model, not a curated record. The transcript is spliced from 3 exons.
AUGUUCUACCAAGCAAUCUUGUACUGCAGCGAAGAACCAACCAAUACUCAAGACAUUACCACGUGUCUAAUGUCGUUGAAGACAAUCCCGUUUGAACGGUGGGAUAUCUCCGAGUUAUCGGCCUCAUGUACCGCUCAGCCUCCUGAUCACCGUGGGUCGCAUCAGUUGACGGACUUCGACUCUGUAACGAGGCAUGACGCUUUUCGCCACUGGAAAUUACUCGCAGAGGUCUGUGAUGAUCUUCGAUCAAGCAAUCAAUCAAUCAAUACUGUAGUUCGUCGCCACGAAAGUUUAAAUACAGAGGGUACACCUACCACAUCACGAAGCCUUAUCUCACGCCCUUCCAAGCUAUAUCGAAAAGAACUGAGACGACAAUACUAUUGGAAUAAUUGA